Myotis daubentonii (Daubenton's bat) is the source of this 2498-nucleotide messenger RNA. It is a transcript of the gene MGME1, whose product is annotated as mitochondrial genome maintenance exonuclease 1. The record is from RefSeq and is a predicted model, not a curated record. NCBI's taxonomy places the organism in Eukaryota, Metazoa, Chordata, Mammalia, Chiroptera, Vespertilionidae. Gene Ontology annotation, molecular function: single-stranded DNA exodeoxyribonuclease activity. Gene Ontology annotation, biological process: mitochondrial DNA replication. Gene Ontology annotation, cellular component: mitochondrion.
GCGCAGUGCAUGCUGGGACCGCCUUGCCUGGGCGGAAGCCUAAUUCGAGACCAAAGCGCGGGAACGCUGAGCUUACGCGCCCGAAGAGGUUGUUAGCUACGCGGGAGUUAAGCGCGGGGUGGUGGCCGCUGAGGUACCUACCCCUGCCCCGGGCUAGGCUUCUCCUUAAGCCGACUGCUCCCUAGUCCUGACUCUCACCGUAAGGGCCCCUGCAUUCUGACCGCCAACAUGGUUCUGUUGUUGGCGGCUGUUAGGGCACCAGGAGUCUGACCCAUGGGGUCAGGCCGACCCUCCUUCAGCAACCUGGGUACUUGGAUUCUGGCUAGAAAGAAUUCGGAGCCAAGACCCAUACCGCAUCACAUUUCUUCAGAGAGAACAUCGGGGGACAUCUUGCCCAAGCUGCUAUUUCGAAUUUAGAAUGCAAAAACUAAAAAGACCCUCCGCAUUGCAAGGGGACUAGAGGGAAGUGAAAAGUCUAAAGAUGAAGGCUUUUCAGACCAUCUGCAGGCAGCUUAAAAGUUCAAAGCAAUUUUCUAUAGAACUAUCCCCACAUCUGGGUUUCUCCACGUCCUCUUAUUCAUGUGGCCGGAAGAAAAAAGUGAACCCUUAUGAAGAGGUGAACCAAGAAAAGUACUCUGACUUAGUACAGUCUGUCUUGUCAUUCAGAGGCCCUGCUCAGACUCCAGAAUCGUUGUUCGAGGAAGAUUCUUUACUCUAUGGACCUGUGAGUAAGUGUAAACCCCCAAAGCAAGAUGAGGAAGCAAGAGUUCCAGGAAACUGGUUUCCUCUCUUCAAUCCAGAGAGAAGCUGCAAACCAAAUGCAACAAGUGCUGCGACAGUUCCUUUGAAAAUCCCUUUGCAAAGGAAUAAGAUACCAAGUGUGACCCGGGUCCUUCAGCAGACCAUGACAUCAGAACAGAUUUUCUAUUUGGAGAGGUGGAAGCAGCGGAUGAUUCUGGAACUGGGAGAGGAUGGCUUUGCAGAAUAUACUUCAAACUUAUUUUUACAAGGGAAACAGUUCCAUGAAGCCUUGGAAAGCAUACUUUCACCCCAGGGGAACUUAAAAGAGGGAGAUGAAAAUCUUGAGUCUGGCUACAUCGAAAGCAUCCAGCAUAUUCUGAAAGAUGUCGGUGGAGUUCAAGCUCUUGAAAGUGCUGUUCAACAUGAGACCUUAAAGUAUGUAGGUCUGCUGGACUGUGUGGCUGAGUAUCAAGGCAACCUGUGUGUGAUUGAUUGGAAAACAUCGGAAAAACCAAAACCUCUUAUCCGAAAUACAUUUGACAAUCCGCUGCAGGUUGUGGCAUACAUGGGUGCCAUAAACCAUGAUGCCAACUAUAGCUUUCAGGUUCGGUGUGGUUUAAUUGUGGUGGCCUACAAAGAUGGAUCCCCUGCCCACCCACAUUUCAUGGACACAGAGCUGUGUUCCCAGUACUGGACAAAGUGGCUUCUUCGACUAGAAGAAUAUACAAAAAAGGAAAAGAACCAGAAUAUUCAGAAACCAGAUUAGGGGCAGGAUGUUAUUUGGAAGCAUUCAGCACUUUCUCACAUUUUGGGAAAAUAUAUUGCUGUUUACUGUGACCUAAGAUGGAGGUCCCACUGGAUCUGAGAGCUGCUUUAACACAAAGCAGAAAUAUUAAUUUGUUAAAAUUUAUUGCAAUAAAAAAUAAAAAGACUAAAAAGCCAGAAAAGUUUAGAUAUAAAAAAACUGGACUUAAGCAUACAAAAGAUCAGCCAUGCUACCUCUGACUAUGAUUUACUUGAAAAAAGGUCAAGCAGGAUUGGCAGUGUUGGUGGCUCUUGGACCCAUGGAACCUCUCUGUGUCCUGGGCAGCCUGCCCAGUCUUUGAACUAAAAUUGGAGGGCAAUGAGGCUUGGUGUGCCAAGCAUUUCCCCAGGGAUACACCACAAGGGAAGGGGCAUGGCAGUCCCAGGGUGUGUGGAGGGGGAACUCACAUCAGCCAACUACUACUGCCAACGCAGUUUCCUAGAACUUGUUUUAUAUAUUGGGGUUCUCUAUAGAUUUCUUUGGGAACGAAAACUUCCAUUUAACAUUUUUGAAAAAGAAAUAUGUGACUCCUUAGCCUCGAAUAAAUAAUUGCUCUGGAGAAAGAUAGAGCAUAUUCACCAUAUCAUUGGCAUUGCCCCUUGGCAUACCACCAAAUAACCCCGAGAAGUAAUUGUAGGUAUUUUAGUAGUUAUAUUCUGCUUUGAGUAAUUGAAUCAUGUCCGUAGAGAAAAUGUAUCAUUUGUGGAAUUUUUCAGCUGUGGGAAACAAUACAUUUUUGGGGGGUGUUUGAUAAAUAAUAAAACUAUUAGUUGUCACUGGGUUUGGGAAACAAGUAAAUCCCCACUAUAGCCUUGGGGGAUGGGUCCCUAUUUUAUGGAGUGGAUUAGCAUUUAAGUUACAGUUACUAUUUUAAAAUCAUAGGAUGCUACAAUUAAUUUGUUUCUUUCAGUAGCCAUAAUUAUAAAUAAAAUACAAGAUGUGAGUAAAAUAA